Cladophialophora bantiana CBS 173.52 is the source of this 1200-nucleotide messenger RNA. RefSeq lists its product as uncharacterized. The transcript has 3 exons. The record is from RefSeq and is a predicted model, not a curated record. NCBI's taxonomy places the organism in Eukaryota, Fungi, Ascomycota, Eurotiomycetes, Chaetothyriales, Herpotrichiellaceae. Gene Ontology annotation, molecular function: 5-methyltetrahydropteroyltriglutamate-homocysteine S-methyltransferase activity; zinc ion binding. Bases 1 to 1200 code for a protein of 399 amino acids.
AUGCACCAGUCUCCGCCUUUCCGAGCCGAACACAUCGGCUCCCUGCUGAGACCAGCAGAACUAUUACAGCUUCGUGAAUCAGUCACUGCAGGCGAAAGAGCGCAACAGGAUCUAGAAGAUGCGGAGAAUAGGUACAUUAAGGAUAUCGUGGAGCUCCAGCAUGAUCUUCGCUUUCAGGCCAUAACUGACGGCGAAUAUCGGCGACACGUGUAUUGGGGAGACUUCUUCACCGAUCUCGAAGGAUUCCAGGACGUCACAGUCAACGAGCAGUCCAUCGGCAUUCUGCGAGAAUAUGUGCCCGAUUUUAAGUUAUUUACCAGUGCAGGCGCAAAGGGUGCGAAAACAACGGUGUGCUCGGGCAAGAUCAAACACGUCCGUAGCACAUUUGCUGAAUCGUUCGAGUACCUCAAGGGCUUGGUCCAGCCGGAACAGGUCAAGAACAUCAAGAUGACCAUGGGCUCACCUCACUGGUUCCAUUUCCGAUAUCGGCCAGGUUGUGCGUACCCUACUGACGUCUACUCUUGUGAUACCGAGUACUAUCACGAUAUCGCAGCAGCUUAUCAAGCGGAAUUGAAAGCACUGUAUGCUGCGGGCAUGCGGAAUCUUCAGAUCGAUGAUCCAACUUUUGCGUACUUCUGCGAUGAGAAAUUUGUCCAUGGCUGGCACGACGACCCGAUGAACAAGAAGACAGUCGACGAAGUGAUCGAUGAAUAUAUCGCAUUGGUGAAUGAUUGCAUUAAGCAGCUGCCCGCUGACGUUCAUGUUGGACUCCAUUUGUGCCGCGGCAACUUCAUGAGCGGGCACUGGGCCACCGGUGGUUACGAGCGGAUUGCAAAGAAGAUCUUUAAGCAGGCUAAGGUCGAUACAUUUCUUCUUGAAUUCGACACGGACCGAUCCGGCGGGUUUGAACCACUGAUCGAAUUGCCUGGUGACAAAAACCUUGUCCUAGGUCUCGUAACGACCAAGUUUCCUCACCUUGAGGAUCCCGAGGUGCUGAAGAGAAGAAUUUGGGAAGCUACGAGGUUUAUGGCACAAGGGAGUGGACAGAGUGAACUGGACGCUUUGAAGAGGACCAGUAUCAGUCCUCAGUGCGGGUUCGCCAGCGCGAGUGUUGGAAAUAAAAUGACGCGGAACGACAUGAUUGAGAAAUUGAAGCUGGUUCGUGGCGUGGCUGAUGCUGUCUGGCCUGGUGAGCCAUAA